Lytechinus pictus (painted urchin) is the source of this 2210-nucleotide messenger RNA. RefSeq lists its product as uncharacterized. The transcript is spliced from 2 exons. The coding region runs from base 143 to 742 and encodes 199 amino acids. The record is from RefSeq and is a predicted model, not a curated record. Lineage: Eukaryota; Metazoa; Echinodermata; Echinoidea; Temnopleuroida; Toxopneustidae.
AUUCAUUUGCCUGCUGCGCUGUCACCGGGUUGUCCUGCACCUGCGCUUGUGAAUCCGAAGAGUAAAACCUUUUGCACCGUCCAGGCGAAUUAGUGGCGAUAGAACGGUUAUUUUGAUAUCUAAAUAAUUGAUAACAAUUACAAUGGCGAACUUUGAUCAGUUCCAGCCCGAUUCUACACAGGGAUUUGACGGAGAUUACGACAACGAUAAUGAUUUCGAAAGGGUAGAUGCCGACAGACCCCUGGCAAUGAGUGAUAACCCGGAGGAGGACCGGUACGCAUCGGAGCAACCGGAGGCUCAGGCCCAGUCACAGGUUCCCACUGCAGAUCUGUUGGGUUCCUUUGGCUUCGGGGAUAGUCCUGAUCCUGCGACUGCAGCACCUGACUACUCCAGCCGUGGAGGUGAUGAAUUGGGUGGGUAUGUUGAUGAACCUAAUGUUCCCGAUACAACCGCCACAGGAUCUUUGGGAGAUUUUGAUCAUCUUCAGGAAAUCAAACAAAAGGAGAAGGUGGAGGAGCCAAAGCCAGUCUCGCAACCUCCAAAAUCAUCACCUCCAGGUGCAGCGACAAUUGCAGAGAAGCCCACUCCAAGCCCAAGGUCACAGGCUUCGCAGUCAGUAGGUUCCUUGAUUGAUCUCUCCAAGCUCGACCCAAGAGGUAGAUUUAUUCUUCCUGAAUCUAUCAAAAUGAGAUUCAGUUCUUGUUCUUUAGUGUAUUGGACUUAUUUAUUUCUUGUUGUUUAAUCUGUUCCUCUGCAUGCUUGAAACUGUUUUUAAUGUUCAUUGUCCUGCUUUCUUGUUUCAUUCCUUGAUCACAGAUUUGGUAAAACCAGGAGCUGAUUGCAUGAAAGGCUCUUGGCAAGGAUCGUCUUAUGUACAUGUAUUGCUGGUUUAUUAUGAUGCACCACAUGAUUGAGUUUUGUGAAAAUAUUAUCAACUAUUAAAACCUUUUAGCUCACUUUUGAAUUCAUUUUUAUUUCAUCACAUAAGAUGUUAUUUUUGUAAUAAUUGAAAUGAAUUUUGAAACAACUUGUUUAAAUGGCAUCUACCUGUACUUCAGGUCUUCAGCUAGAUGUGCAUGUAUGUGUAUGGUGUACAAAAUAAAUUGGCGACAUGAAAGACAGUCCUUGCAAAGACCUGUCAUACAACCAGCCCCUGAUCUCUAAUACAUGUAGUCCAUUUGGACAUUCAUUUGAAUUUUUGAUUGAAAACAAAAAAUAAUUUUGCAUCAUUAUAUAUCCUAUUGUCAAAGUUAGGGAUUACUCUAGUUUCACCCCACCAAAAAUGAAUAAAUAAAUAAAUGAUUAAAUGAAUGAAUAAAUAAAAUUGAGAUUACAUAUCAGUGGCAUUAAAGAAUUCAAGGGACAGAUUCCAUAAAGAUCCAGAAAUUUGUUGUUUGAAAUCAUUCUGAAUUAAAUCCUACCUUGUGUAAAAAAUACCAAAAAAUAAGAAAAAUUCAUGUUAUAGAGAAGGCCUUGAAAAGAAUAUCCUUUAAAAUUUACAUAAAUUUGAAUGAAUUUCUCAUACAUGUAAACAUAAUUGUUCAUCCAUAUUUUUAUGUCUCAUAAGUUUUUAGUAACACUAGGUAAUUGUUUUUCCCAGCUUUUCACAGUCAUAAACAAUAUUCAUUCAUGCUUUUAUCUGAGAUUCUUUGUAAUAUAACGUACAUGUACUUGUGUGUAUUGUGUGUUGCAAUGUUUAUAUACUCCACUACUCUAUAAGCUGUUAUUUUUGCGGAUUUUGCGAAUUGCCGAUCGGCUGCGAAUUUAACAAUGCGCGAAAAAAUUGACACAUUUAGUAAUCAGUGCCAAUAUCCCCAACCGUCAACAGCAUAGCAUUGCUGUUGCAAACAUCCUGUGUGGUGAAAAAAUUGAGAUAUGCACUGCACACAUGUGUAUAUAUUAUGUACAACAAUAAGGUUGAGAAAUUACGGUUAGUAAUUUAAAAAGUUAAAGCUAGAAUUUCACUUUUAUAUUUCUCAAACAAUAUCAGAGCCUAAAUUAUUUCCUAACAUAUUUUGUCAAUAUUUACUCACUCACUAAUAUUACAAUGUAUUUUCCAUAAAAUGAUUUGAUUUUAUUGUCAUCGGAUUGACUCUAUACAGGUACAUGCAGCUAUUUGCAUACUCAUUGAUAUUAAUAAGUUACAUGACAAUAGGUUUGAAAGGUGUAAGAUUCUGUUCACAAAACUCAAAAUUUUUUGCACUUAAACC